CUCUCACCGGCACCGUCAAGGGACAAAGGAAGAAGAGGUGAGCUGAGCUGAGCUGAGUUUUUAAUUCCGUGUGCUUUAGCUCUUCUAGCUAUACAAUUCUUUUGGUAUUUGGAGUUCGGAGCUCUCUUUAGGUUUCCUGCUCCUCUCUUCUCUCUCCUUGCAAAAACAUCCAAUCAAUCCUCUUUUUAACUUGGCUUAACAGUUCUUCUUCUCUAUCAAGCAAGGUAGAGGAACCUCCUAGAAACAAGCUCUUUGCAGAAAUUACGAAAGGGUAUUCAGAAUUUAUAUAUUUGAGAGAGAGAGGGUACUGGUUUGCAGGGGCAGUGGGACUUCUGCGAGCUUAGCGUCUUCUCUCAUUGUCUCUGUAUUACACUUAUUGUCUCAAGAAGUUUGUUCUUGCUGCACUUCCUUAGCCUGGUUGAGCCUUAUUUAUGAGAUUUUUUUGAGGGGAUUUAGGUAUAAGCAAGGAAUUGAAGUUAGACAAUAUGGGGGCUGUUUGUUGCUGCCUGCAUUCAGAAGAUGAUUAUAUGAAUCCCAACAAUUUGGUGUGUGGGAACUGUGUGUGUCUCAGUUGUUUUGUUCAGAACUUCUUAACUGCGGUAGGAUUUAUGGGAAGCUAUUGGAAUUUUCAGGACUGUAUCUUCUAAUUACCUGUUUAUGUCACAUGUGAAGCCAUUAACCAAUGAUUUUCCCAGUGGUUUGGUUUAGAGAGCUGUAAUUUACCUUUUAAGCUGGCCUUUGUAACUAUUAUGCUGCUGUAGGGUUAUUAAUAUAUCAGGGUGUUUGAGAUUCUUGUUUAAAAUAGUCUACAUAUAGGCUCUGAUAACAGAUGGAGGGUUCUUAGACUGUCUGCAUCUGAGUUCUAUCAGGGAACCACCAUCGUUAAUCAACCCUCUUUUGUUGGUCAAGCAUGGACUGGCUCAAGUUUGUUUGACCAUUAGAUAUGAGUUGAGUGCUAAAAUUAAUAAAUUCUGUUUUAGGUUUGAAGUGUUUGUGAACAGGACUGCAACUAAUAUCAGAGAUGAGGAUGGUUUUUAUUUGUUUCAGUAUUGAUCACUAAAGGUUUAUCUUCAAUUAUUUCUUAUAGGGGAAUACAGCUUUUUGAUAACUGUUUCUCUUUUUUGUCCUCAAUUCUGUAGUAUAACUCGUUAUUCAGAAGAGGGGAAGUUCAUUCCAUCCCUUCAGCCAUUCAGGGGGCAGCAUCCAUGACAUCUUCUGCAUCACUGGACAACACUCUUUCAGACAUCUACCGCCCUCCUCCAAGGCCCUUGCCAUAUGAUGCUGACACCAGAUAUUUCUGCUUGCAGCGUGAUGGUCUUGUUUCAAGACGUGAGAAGGGUUCAAGUCACUCACAAGAGGAAGUAGAACCUUUAAGAGGUAAUAAUGGUGUAGAUCCUGAAUCAUUGAGCACAGGAGACAAAUGGAAUGGUUGUGAAGAAGAAUCAAAAGAACAAUAUUCAAAAUCCUCACAGAAGCUCUCAUCAGCAAAAUUAGCCCCUGGAAUUGGGUAUGUUUAUUCAGCUUCAGAAGAAGAGGAAAUCUGCCCAACAUGCCUUGAAGAAUAUACUCCAGAAAAUCCCAAGAUAAUGACAAAAUGCGGCCACCAUUUCCACCUCGGUUGCAUUUAUGAAUGGAUGGAGAGAAGUGAACAUUGCCCUGUUUGUGGAAAGGUUAUGGAUUUCGAUGAAACGACUUGAUCUUUUCCCAAGAAAGGCCUGUGUCGUGGAUGAAAACCAGUGACAGUCAAAGACAGAAAACCAAAAAAGAUGUGUAGAGUGGUAGUACCCUGUGAAUAUUCCAGGUUAAAGUGUUUGACAUUGUCAGUAAAUAUGAAAAUUGUUGUCCAUAUAAAAAUUAUGGGUCCAUUCCCUCUGUGAUACCAGGAAACAGGGAAAAUGAUUUUAUGCAUGAGUGAAAAUCUGACUAUUGUGCUCCCUUUUGAUUCCAAAUUUGCAAUGGAAAGAAAAGUGAAUGUCAUGG
This is a messenger RNA of Rubroshorea leprosula, 1980 nucleotides long. NCBI's taxonomy places the organism in Eukaryota, Viridiplantae, Streptophyta, Magnoliopsida, Malvales, Dipterocarpaceae. The record is from the annotation of a GenBank genome assembly.